UCGCAGGCCACAGUUGUUUAAGCCACUCACUCUAGCUUGCAUAUCAUAAGCUUAAACUAGCCGGUUCAACUCAACUGCAUAAUCUGCACAGACAGGAAGCAGCAGGCUGCGAGAGUUGAAACGAUCUUCUGUCUGUUGCCAUGGCCUCCUUCAAGCUGACGAACCUGUGCUUCAUAGUUGUCAUGUUCUCUGCUGUCUUCUCCUGUUGCAGAGGGCAGGGAGGUGGUGGUGGUGCCGGAGCAGGAGCAGGAGGCGGAGCCGGAGGGGGGUCGGGCAUCGGUGCAGUAGUACCAGGAACGCAGGACUCGGUUCAGAUCGUGGCGCAAGCUGCUCUCUGCUUUGACAACAGACCAGUGCUCACCGGGUGUCUGCAGGCGAUGGGCAUCAACGCCAGCGGCACCGGCGCGAGCAUGCCGCCGCCUGCUCCGGGCGGCGCGGCGACGGCGAUCAUGUGCAGCCCGCCGUGCUUCGGACACGUGACCAUGAUGAUGAGCUGCGUCAACGCCAUCUUCGGCAACUUCGUGACCUACAACCCCGGCCUCAUGCAGGGCGUCCAGGCCGUCUUCCAGAUGUCCUGCGGCAACGUCAACGGCCCAGGAGGAGCCGGAGGUGCUGCUGGUGGAAUGGGAGGCAGGCCGGCUGGUAACGCUGGCGGUGGUGCCGGUGCCGGCGGAAUGGGAGGCGGGCCGGCUGGUAACGCUGGCGGCGGUGCCGGUGCCGGCAGUGCCAGUGGUGGAGUUGGAGGCGGGGCUGCCGGUGGCAUUCCUAACGGCAUCGGCGGGCCCGGUGGCAUUCCUAACAGUAUCGGCGGUGCCGCUGGCGCGGCCGGUGCCAGCGGGGGAGGUGCCGGUGGUACUACUAACAUCAUCGGCGGGGCCGCGGGCGGAGGCGCCGGUGCCGGCGGAGCUAGCGGCGGGGCUGGAGGCGGCAACGGCACUACCAACGGCGGCGCUGCCACCGGUGCCAUUGGCAGCGGCAACAUCACAAGCGUCUCACCCAAUGCAGGCUCGCACGUGGCGGUGAGCAACCAAAGUCAGCCGACCAGCAGCGCGGGCGGGCCCGCUCUCGGCCUCAAGGGCGCCUGCUCCUCCUCCGUGCUGGUGAUCUGGGCCGGCGCAUGGCUGGUGCUGUUCUAGGUUUGACAGAAACGGCGACGGACACGUUUCUUCUCCAGAUGACAUACUUAAAGUGUUGAUUUUAUCACCGUCAGUGAGCGAGGCUGGAUGAUCUUAUAUGUAACCGCAACGCGUGAUUCCCUCGUCUUGAUGAAUGAUGUGUUUCCACGCGUUGUUUUUAAGCCUCCUAAUGUUGAUGGCCUUCUGUUCAAAAAAGAAAAAAUGUUGAUGGCCUGGUUGUGCUUGAUCA
Molecule: messenger RNA, 1365 nt
Organism: Triticum aestivum (bread wheat)
Lineage: Eukaryota; Viridiplantae; Streptophyta; Magnoliopsida; Poales; Poaceae
Product: glycine-rich cell wall structural protein
Exons: 4
Coding region: 141-1136 (331 amino acids)
Source: RefSeq, a predicted model, not a curated record